Coffea arabica (coffee) is the source of this 1643-nucleotide messenger RNA. Its product is annotated as probable pectinesterase 53. Gene Ontology annotation, molecular function: pectinesterase activity. Gene Ontology annotation, biological process: cell wall modification; pectin catabolic process. Lineage: Eukaryota; Viridiplantae; Streptophyta; Magnoliopsida; Gentianales; Rubiaceae. The record is from RefSeq and is a predicted model, not a curated record.
CCUCCCUAGGACUCGCUUUGUGGUCUGAGAUCGUUUUCCUGUGAUCCCCCUCCCCAACCCAACCAUUCCCCCUUCUUAGUUCUUCCCCAACAUUCCACAAUGAUUCAAUUAGAGGCACCCGUGACCUCUCACUCCAUGUCAAGAUCAUCUAAAUAUAGCAUCGCUUUUUCCACCUAAAAUGAAAAGGCAGCAGCAGUUACUACUAAGCACUAAUUCCCAAGUAGUACUGAUAUAUAUAUAUAUAUAUACACAACCAAUUUACGAGCCAGCUUAAUGCACUUCCUAACCCCAAAACAACAUUCCUUAGUACGGCUUUUUUCCUUCUUUUUCUUUUCUCCUCUUCUCGAUCUCAUUCUCAUUCUGUAGAGAUCAAUCGAUAUGCCCACUUCUAAACUUCUUGUACAUUCUAUCAUUUUCAUUCUUCUGAGCUAUGGAAGCAAUACAGUAGUAUGCCACACCAAAGGCAUUAGGCCAAAAAGAACAGCUUCAGGGAAGCUAUUUGCAGUGAAUAUGACCCAAGUCCAAUACUCUGAACAACAAUUCAUGAAGUGGGUAAACUUUGUUGGCAGCCUCAAUCACUCUGUGUUCAAGACCGCCAAGAAUAAGCUCUUCCCUUCUUACACUCUUACGGUCGACAAAAAUCCAAACUACGGUGACUUUACUACAAUUCAGCAGGCUAUUGAUUCUCUCCCUACUGUUAAUCUAGUUAGAGUGUUGAUCAAGGUUCAUGCGGGUGUUUACACGGAAAAGGUUACAAUACCUCAGCUGAAGUCAUACAUAACCAUACAGGGAGCGGGAGCAGAUAAAACUAUAGUUCAAUGGGGAGAUACAGCACAAACACCCGGAGCAAAAGGCCAGCCUCUUGGCACAUUUGCUUCUGCAACAUUUGCUGUGAAUUCUCCAUAUUUCAUAGCCAAGAACAUCACAUUCAAGAAUACAACUCCAGUACCACCCCCAGGAGCCAUUGGAAAGCAAGCUGUUGCAUUUAGGAUAUCGGCAGAUACAGCAGUUUUUGUGGGUUGCAGAUUCUUGGGUGCACAGGAUACGCUGUAUGACCACGUAGGCAGGCAUUAUUACAAAGAUUGUUACAUCGAAGGCUCUGUGGAUUUCAUCUUUGGUAACGGGCUCUCUUUGUUUGAGGGUUGUCACGUGCAUGCAAUAGCACAGUUAACGGGGGCAGUCACAGCACAAGGGAGAAGCAGCCUGUUGGAGGACACAGGGUUCUCCUUUGUAAACUGUAAGGUCACGGGUUCAGGAGCCCUGUACCUAGGACGGGCAUGGGGACCCUUUUCCAGGGUAAUCUUCGCUUACACAUAUAUGGACAACAUUAUCAUUCCAAAAGGCUGGCAUAACUGGGGUGACCCUAGUCGAGAAAUGACGGUGUUUUAUGGACAAUACAAGUGCAGCGGAGCAGGGGCAAGUUUUGCAGGAAGAGUUUCAUGGUCCAGAGAACUUACAGAUGAGGAAGCAAAGCCUUUUAUUUCGCUUGCCUUCAUCGAUGGUUCUGAAUGGAUCAAAAUAUGAUCAAGAUAACAAACAUACACGAGCUUCUUUUUUUUCUGCUUUUCUUUUUUUGUUCCCUUUUUGGGCCGACAUUGUAAAUCAGUAAUAAGUACUGAGUAAAUGAAUUCGACAUUCUUGCA